Molecule: messenger RNA, 825 nt
Organism: Pleurotus ostreatus (oyster mushroom)
Lineage: Eukaryota; Fungi; Basidiomycota; Agaricomycetes; Agaricales; Pleurotaceae
Exons: 3
Coding region: 1-825 (274 amino acids)
Source: RefSeq, a predicted model, not a curated record
AUGUCGGCUGGUUCGGAAAGCAAGAUAGUCGUAUCGGCUGACGGGACUGAGAUCUAUGCAAAUGCCAUCGGCGACCCAUCACAGCCCGCACUCGUUUUCAUGCACGGGUUCUCCAUGAGUUCUUUGGUUUUCGAUGCCAUCUUCGACGAUCCCAAAUGGUCGUCCCAAGUAUACCUAGUACGAUACGACAUGCGCGGGCAUGGGAGAAGCGGAAAACCUAUUGACGAGGCUUCAUGGGAGUCCAGACGCCUGUGCGACGACUUUGACGCAGUCCUGCAGGCUUUCAAGAUCCAAAAGCCCAUUGUCGUGGGAUGCUUCCACCCACCAUCUUAUCUAGCCGGGAUCAUUUACGUCGCAGCGUUGCCUUACAUGGGCCCCGUGAUGGCGAAAGUCGGCACUCCCGACAUCUUGGGAUGCCUUCCGGCCUUGAUGCAAACGACUGACGUCGACGCCUUCCAAAACGCUGCGAUAUCGUUCAUAGACCGCCUAUCCUCAUCGAUGUCGCAUAAUUUGCGGCAAGCGUGCUUCGGAAAUUAUAUGGUCCAACCUCGUGCGGUCACCCUUCGCCUGCUCACUCGUGUUCAGAGCGAAGAAGGGUUGCUAGAGGCCGGGCGGAGCGGAGGGCUGCCUAUGUUGGCGGUACUUCCGAAGAAGGAUCAGGUGGUGUAUGGGGCUGAGACCCUGAAAGCAGUUGAUGGGUGGAAGAAUCUGCACGUCGAAGAGCUGGACAACGGGGAUCACAUGCCUUGGUUAUCAGAAGAGCUUGCCUUCAGAGAGGCAGUAUUGCGUUGGACAAACAGAAUUUUCCAUGGAUUGAAGGAUUGA